AUGCUCUUUCGUUUCCUGGCCUUGUUGCCAUUCCUGGCGGGAGUAUUGGCCAAAUCCAAAGUGCACGAUGAUACGUUCAAGCCUGACUACGUUCUAGAAGCUACUCUGGGUGAUAUUAAGAUCAACUGCAAGUCAAGAUCGUCGGUCACGUUCAACGGCACCUAUCCCGGACCGACAAUCUACCUGCAAGAGGAACAAACGACCUGGAUUCGAGUCUACAAUAAAAUUCCUGACAACAACGUCACAGUUCAUUGGCAUGGUCUGAGUCAGCGAGCCGCACCCUUCUCUGACGGUACUCCCCUUGUGAGCCAAUGGCCCAUCCCAGCCGGGCAAUUCUUCGACUAUGAGAUUAGGCCACAACUGGGAGACGCAGGAUCUUACUUUUACCAUUCGCAUGUCGGCUUCCAGAUCUUGACUGCUCAUGGAGCUUUGAUUGUCCGAGACGCCGUGAAGCCAGAGUAUAAGUACGAUGGAGACAUCCCUCUUAUCGUGGGAGACAACUACGCUGCUGAGGAUGAAGUGAUAGAAGAAGGCCUGCUGGCAGAUCCAUUCAAGUGGUCUGGAGAGCCUCAGGCUAUAACUAUCAAUGGGAACAGUGGCAACAAGAGUUUCUAUGAUGCAACGGACUCGAGCUGUAUGCCUCAUGUCAUUCACGUUGACCCAGGCAAAGUCUACCGACUUCGAUUUAUUAGCGCUACGGCGUUGUCUAUGAUCAAGCUGGGGAUUGACGAUCACGAAAAUUUUACAGUGAUUGAGGCUGACGGGUCUUAUACAAAACCUGCUCAUAUCGAUCAUAUUCAGGUUUCAUCCGGUCAGCGCUUUAGUUAUCUCAUCAAAACCAAAACCUCGGAAGAGGCCUGUGGAGGUGACAAGUCGCAGUACUGGAUCCGGUACGAAAGUCGCGAUCGACCUCAAGUCAUCAGUGGUUACGCUUUGCUCAAGUACCGGUGUGAUGAGGGCCAACAUCUCCCAAAAUCACUUCCCAAGACCACACCUAUCGAGCUGUCCAACAGUACUACUGACUACCUCGAAUAUGCUCUUGAGGGUUUAUCAGAAAAGAACAACCGAGAAUUCCCAAGGUUAUCAGAGGUUACGAGAACUGUUACUAUUCAAGUCAAUCAGAUUCUCACGACUGGUGCCUAUGAGAAUGGAACUUUGAAUGGCACAGUAGCCUGGGCCCAAAAUGGCCUACCUUGGAAAGAAAAUGUCCAAGCUGAGCAUCACCAAGUCCCGUAUCUCAUUCAGGUCUAUGAGAAUGGCACGACCCCCAACUAUACCCUUGCCCUGGAACAUCAUGGAUUUGAUCCGGAAACCAAGGCAUUUCCUGCCAAGGUCGGUGAAGUAUUAGACAUAGUCUGGGAGAACAACAACGGUCCUACAGGCGGCUGGGACUUCCAUCCCAUGCAUGUCCAUGGAUACCAUGUCUAUGAUCUAGGUGCUGGUAACGGUACCUACAACGCGACUGAGAAUGAGGCACACUUCGACAAUUUCACCCCUGUUCUCCGAGACUCGACAAAUCUCUACAGAUAUGCGGUGAAGGGUGUUCCGCAUCACACCGCCGGUUGGAGAGCUUGGCGAAUUCGCAUCACAGAAGAAAACAUUGGUGCCUGGAUGAUGCAUUGUCAUAUUGCACAGCAUCAGGUCAUGGGUAUGGCCACCGUUUGGGUGUUUGGUGAUGCAGAUGAGAUCCGUGGCAAGUUCCCUGCUCCGCCAUAUACUCAGGGAUAUCUAGACUAUGGUGGAAGUGCUUAUGGAAGUGAGGAUAGUCAACCUUGGGUGAACCAUUACUAUAGUGAUGGUGAUGAUUAG
Fusarium venenatum is the source of this 1809-nucleotide messenger RNA. Its product is annotated as Cupredoxin. Gene Ontology annotation, molecular function: copper ion binding; oxidoreductase activity. NCBI's taxonomy places the organism in Eukaryota, Fungi, Ascomycota, Sordariomycetes, Hypocreales, Nectriaceae. The record is from RefSeq and is a predicted model, not a curated record.